Molecule: messenger RNA, 2404 nt
Organism: Closterium sp. Naga37s-1
Lineage: Eukaryota; Viridiplantae; Streptophyta; Zygnematophyceae; Desmidiales; Closteriaceae
Source: the annotation of a GenBank genome assembly
AUGUGGGUUUGGGCGUGUGGUCGUCGAAGCGCGAACGGAGGAGGAAGGAGGAAAGAGGGUCGAAGGGCGCUCACACGCGAGCCAGUCUUUGUGCGCGGAGGUUGGGAGAUUGAAGGGUGGCGCAGCCGGGAAGCGGGCAGGCGGGUUGCUCAUGGAGGCGGAAGAAAGCGCGUGCGAGGCGCACGGGGCUCGUCGCAGCUGGCGCAGGUGAAGGAGAUUUUUGACCAUGAUGGUCGCUUGCAGUCGUGGGACGCCCAACGAGACUGCUCCACGUGGCAGUUCGUGGCGUGCAACGCGCAGGGCCACGUGAUCGCGAUCUCGCUGCGGGACUUCAAGGCGAACGUGACGGCGCUGCCGGACGGCCUCUUGUCGCUGCAAUACCUCACCUACCUCAAUCUGGCGAACAACUACUUCCGCGGCUCCUUCCCGUCCGUGCUCACGCUCCUCACCAACCUGCAGACGCUCGAUCUGAGCGCGGCGCCGCUAGGGUUUGGCGCGUGGGGCGUGACGGGAUCGCUACCCGAUGGCAUCUCCGUGCUCUCGCGCCUCACUGCGCUGUCGCUGGCGUACAACCGUCUGUCGGGGUCGCUGCCCAACGCCAUCGCGUCGCUCGUCAACCUGCGCAGCCUCAAUCUGUCGUUCAACUACUUCUCCGGCUCCCUGCCAGCUGCGCUUGGCGACCUUCCUGUGCUGGAAGACCUCGAUCUGACGAGCAACGACUUCUCAGGACCCGUUCCCAACUCCUUCUCCGGCCUCCAGACUCUCCAGACCCUGGCGUUGAGUUCAAAUGGCUUCUCGGGACCGCUGCCCAACGUGCUCACCAUCGCCACCAACCUGCAGUCGCUGUCGUUGAGUUUCAACGCGUUUGAGGGCUCCAUUCCCCGCGGCAUCACGUUGCUGUCCACCCUCCGAGUGCUGGAGCUGGCACAUGCGAACAUCUCAGGGGACUUUCCCUCCAUGGACCGAUGGACCAACCUCGUUGCCCUGGAUCUAUCUUUCGCGAGUGGGCUGCGCGCGGUGCCUCUCUCCCUGGGCUUCCUUACCAACCUCACUAGACUGUCCAUAGAGCGCAGUGGGCUCACAGACACGCUCCCCACGCAGUUGUGUGGCUUGUGGCAGCUGCGACAACUGUCCCUGGCGCACAACGCCAUAUCGGGGGUUCUUCCUGACUGCAUGGGCAACCUGCAGGCACUUGAAUCACUGGACUUGAGUCACAACAGUCUCGCCUCCAGUCUCCCCACCACCAUAGGCAACCUGCGGCAAAUCACCGCUAUCAAGCUGGCGUUCAACUCGUUUGAGGGGCCGCUGCCUACGAGCCUGCAAGCGCUCUCAUUCCUGCAGCACCUGUCGUUGAGUCACAACGCAUUGACAGGGCCGCUGCUACCCGGGCUGGCUGCAAUCACAGGGCUCACAGCACUGGACAUGAGUGACAACUCCUUCAACGGCUCCCUCCCACUCGAGUUCGCCUCACUCUCAUCACUCUCCAUUCUCUCUCUAGCGCGGUCAGGCAUAGCAGGAGCGCUGCCACAUCGAUUCAACUACUCCACGCUCCUCCUACUGGAUCUGAGCGGCAAUCGCCUCAGGGGAGAGCUACCUCGGGGAUUUUUCCCUGCUCUAAGCCUCCUCAAUCUGGGCUCCAACCGGCUAGUGGAUGACGUGGAUUCCUUCUUUGCUCGCGCACACGCUCCGCAGCUGCAGUCCUUGUUGCUAGGCAACAACACGCUAUCAGGCUCACUCCCGGACUUCACGUCUGUAUCGCCAGCGCUGUACCUAGCAGCGUUCAACGGCAACGCCAUCAUGCACACGCCCAAGCAGCUGCUCUCCAACUCCUCGCUGCGCCUCAUCCUAUCAGACAACCCAGUGUGCAUCGACCCAUCACCAGCCUCCCUCGCAGCGUGCUCCCCGCCGUCGCAAGACCAGCUCUCCUGGACCGGCAUCCCCGUACCAGCAUGCAUCAACACCACGUGCCAAUUCGACACCCUUGCGCCAUCGCCGCCGGUGUAUGCGGCGCGGGCCGUGUGUGUGUGCGUGCCGGUGGCUGCUCUGGACCUGCUGCUGCUCGUGCCGCCGGUUGCGGCGUUCAAUGGCGCGGUGGCGGGGCGUCUGCAGGCGGCUCUUGCCGACGCUGUUGCCAUGCCUCGGGAACAGUUGAGGAUGCACGAGGCGGAGGCGGUGGCGCCAUCACAGCAGAGGGUGCGCGUGCACGUGUACCCGCCUGCUCUCUCCGACCCAGACGCUGCGCUCGCACAGCUCAAGGCGUCGCUGCGCCUGCUGCGCGCCGCGCUGCCCAUGCGCCUCGACUUCUUCGGACCCGCGCAGGAGAUGGUGGAGGACCCGCGAGUAGUGAGUCCGCUUGCUGCACUCAACGCAUCCACCACUGCCAACUCCACCAACUCCCCUUCAG